This is a messenger RNA of Leptinotarsa decemlineata (Colorado potato beetle), 1106 nucleotides long. RefSeq names its product caspase-7. Gene Ontology annotation, biological process: proteolysis. Gene Ontology annotation, molecular function: cysteine-type endopeptidase activity. The record is from RefSeq and is a predicted model, not a curated record. Lineage: Eukaryota; Metazoa; Arthropoda; Insecta; Coleoptera; Chrysomelidae.
UCAAAUACAUCGUAUGCACAAAGUAAAUCGUUCUGAAGUAGUGAGUGAACAAGUAGUGAGUCCAGUAGAAUUCUGGAAUUCACCAGUUCAAUACAAUUUGGUGAUAAUAAAAAUGGCAACUGAAACCGAUGCUAACCCUUUCCAAACUGUAUCAACUCCUGUGAUUCCCGCACCAUCUUCUCCCCCUCCGAAUUCAGACGCUUCAAGAAACUGUCGAGUCCCUAUCGUAAUCAAUGGUGAUGAGAGGAAGUUUCAAGAAAGAAAACACCUGCCAAUUGAUAAAUUCGAAUACCCUAGAAACGGACAUGAGCCAGGACUAAUUUUAAUUUUCAAUCAAGAGAAGUUCAAUGAUCCUGACUCAAAAAGGCGAACAGGGAGCAGAAGAGACGUCAACGAAAUAGUUAUCUGCUUCCAACGGCAAGGUUUCAAUGUGGAUCCUGAAAACAUUAUGACUGACUUCACAGUGGAAGAAGUAAGAAAUAAAAUGAGUGAAGUUGCGGCUUCGGACCUUAAGGAAUAUAACUGUCUAAUAGUUUUCUUCUUGACACAUGGUGAUGAAUUUGGUAGACUACAUGUUAUAGAUGGUACCAUUGCAACCCAUGAGAUAUGGAGACCUUUCAGUAAAUGUGUCAGCCUCAACAAUAAACCGAAAAUGUUCAUAUUUCAGGUAAGGUCAGUACAUUUUUAUGCUAAAAACUCUAGCCUCAUGCUUCUACCAUUGCAGAUAAAUUAUGUUGCAGGAAACGUUGGAUUCAGAAAUCCUUUAACGGGGUCAUGGUUUGUACAAGAACUCUGCAAAAACUUCCUGUCAUAUGGAAAACGUGACGACGUUAUCAGUUUGAUCGUAAGGACUACAAAAUGUGUUUGCGGGAAUUAUUACUUUCAUUCUAGAAGUGGCGAGUACCUGAAACAAAUGCCUAUGUUUGUGUCAACCCUCACUAAAAAAUUUUAUCUGAACAGAAAUAAAGACAGAGCUCUAUUACUGAAGAUGGUAGAAACCAACGAAGACAUUCUAAAAGAAGUGAAAGAGUUGAAAGAACAUGUGAUUAAAUUAUUAUUGAAAGAUGAGGACAAGAAGAAGAAAAAAUGAAUCAUUGUUUUGUUUC